Messenger RNA from Pseudopipra pipra, 2184 nucleotides. RefSeq lists its product as uncharacterized. Bases 97 to 1389 code for a protein of 430 amino acids. NCBI's taxonomy places the organism in Eukaryota, Metazoa, Chordata, Aves, Passeriformes, Pipridae. The record is from RefSeq and is a predicted model, not a curated record. The transcript is spliced from 2 exons.
AACUAGGUCUGCCAACCAGGAAAAGAUUAUCUCAAGUACUGUUGACUCCAAAAAUGACACUUCAUCAAUGUGCUGUUCGAGUCAUUCACCAGUGUCAUGGUCCAACCAUGGACCACGCGGUGGGAUGGAAUCCAACAGCCCCCAGGAACUGGUCUCUCCUCUGAAGAUGCAGAGCAGCAGGGCCUCUUCCUGACCCAAUUGUACCUUCCAGAAAGAUAUCAGCUAUACUUUGCUUCUUUGCUAACUUCUGUUUUAGAUGUCAAUGUGUGGACCACCCUGGCCAACGUGACGAAGACAGACGUGAUAUGUGUGUCCAUGGCAACUCCCACGAGUCCUUUUUGCACCUGUCUGGUUGGAGUACCUAUUGAUAACUACCGGUGGGGAACUCUAUAUAAUGAGACCGUGUUAGCAAACUGCACACAUCCAGGAACUCAACAACCUCUUUGGUGGUGCCAGGCAUCGUGGCGAGCUAAAAGUGGAAAGGACGCCACUUGGUAUAUUAAGUCUUUAGCAUACAUGCAUAAUUUUCCUGCUUUACCCAUUCAACCACAAGAGUUGGACAUUUUAGGGACAUUAACUGCAACUCGAUGCUUCUACCUAAACUAUACGUCAGGUACCAAGGUUAAUGAAGGAGGAGUUGACAUUUUUCCUAGAGAUAUUUACCGGAACGCAUCAGCUUGGUGCAAUGAGACUCUGCAAAACCAAUUUAUUCCUGGAUUUGAUGCGAUAGGUCUCCCAAAUGAUCUGUUUCUCAUUUGUGGACAAAGAGCGUGGAAAGGUAUUCCGGGAAAGGCUGUAGGAGGCCCUUGUACCUUUGGACAAUUAACCUUUUUUCAUCCUCGCAGCGUAACCUUGCCUAAGCUAAGAAGACGCAGACGUGGCACACGGCGAUUUACUCCAGACUGUAACUCUGAUGUAGAGUUUUGGAAUAAGGCUGAAAGAAUAACUGCUAGUAUUAUAUCUCAGAUAGGGACUGCUCAUGCUUUGGCUUCUUUAAAUAAACUAGGAUGCUGGUUGGCUAAAGAAGCUAAUGCUACUUCUGCUGCUUUGAGUGCAUUGCUCACAGAUGUAGACUCUGUUAGACAUGCAAGUUUACAAAAUAGAGCUGCUAUUGAUUUUUUGUUGUUAGCCCAGGGACAUGGCUGUCAAGAUUUUGAGGGCAUGUGCUGCAUGAAUUUAAGUGAUCAUUCUGAAUCUGUUCAUGCUAGCAUUCAGAAAUUAAAAGCCCUUACUCAACAAUUACAUGUUCAUGAUGAAUGGAACCUCUUUGGUGAUUGGAAAUGGGGAUGGCCCUGGUUACGAAAAGUGUUAAUAGGCUUGUCAAUAGUUGGAUGCAUAAUAACAUGCAUAUUGUGUAUGAUUCCCUGUAUACUAACAUGUGUACGUUGAAUGAUAAACACCAAGCUAAAUGCAUUGCAAUCUCGAGUAGUUCGUUAUCAUCCUCUUGCUACCAUUGAUCACGCGGUGGUAUGUAAGGGGGAUACUUUUGAAUUAGAUGAUCAAUGGAGCAUAGAGGCGUGAGAACGAACUCAUAUUAGGAUGUGAAACCAGCUAGAGUAUGGUACAAUGUAACUUAUGGCAGAAGCUAAUUGUAAGGUCCAUUGUGCUUUUUAGCAAGUCAGCUUGAUAUCCCCUAUUAUCAGAGCUGAGUUCUUCCUUGGUUUUGCUACAUAUUGCAAGAUAGAUACAUCUACCCUUGAAACACAAUGGUAGAGGUCAUACAUAGGGGUGAGAAAGAUGAUGAUGGGAGGAAGAUUAUGUGGGCAGGGGUCACUCGCCCCUUGCCCUACAAGUAGGGCAUGCGCAGACUGUUGCCAUGAGGUCAUGAUUAGGCGGUGUUUGGCUGCCAUUCAGGCAUCACCUUAUGCUACGUACUGGCCCUACGUAGUGUAAUGUGGAACUGAUAAAAAUGGGGUGUCGAGACUGCUGGGUUGAGCGAUACUCAUCCUACCACCGAGACUGUGUUGCUCCGCGGGGACGCCCGCUAAGCAUGGGUACCGACCAGCUGCUGCAGAUCCUGACAGCCCUGGCCUGUCUGUGUGGGUAAGCACAGGUUAUUGAUAGGAAGCAACUGAGAGAACAAACUUUUUAAUAUCCUUUUAGUGUUCCUUUAAUUCCCCUUUUAUGUUUAUAGUAUUUUUCCUUUAGUUUCCCUUUUUACUAACUAAUAUCGUGUUAUCCAUA